This is a messenger RNA of Anopheles aquasalis, 2049 nucleotides long. Its product is annotated as nose resistant to fluoxetine protein 6-like. NCBI's taxonomy places the organism in Eukaryota, Metazoa, Arthropoda, Insecta, Diptera, Culicidae. The record is from RefSeq and is a predicted model, not a curated record. Gene Ontology annotation, molecular function: acyltransferase activity, transferring groups other than amino-acyl groups.
AUGUCGGCUACCAUGAAACUCGUCAUCGUAUGCAGCGUGAUGCUCUGCAGCAUGGAAAAGGUGCACUUGUCCGAGUAUCGGUUGAUGCCGCGAGUGUUUGAGUUCGAUGAUUACGACGAGUGUUUGCGCGAUGAUCCCUCCGUUCCCGGUGUCUAUUGUAUGGUGAAGGCGGUGGUGCAACCAAAUCAAUCGUCCCGUUCGUGGAGGGUCAUCGAAGAGUAUUCUCGCAACUGGAAGCAGCACUACAACCAUGCGCAUCUGGAUCGAGGAAUCUGUUUGCAAAACUGUGUUCUCAAGCUGGCCAAACUCGCGAACGAUGGUGAUGAUAUCGAUCUUUCGUCGCUCGUGGUUCCAAAGUUUCAAAUCGAUUUCCCGUACAUAAUCAAAAAUGGCACCUUCCGGGAUGUGGACGAGUUUCGGAAAAACUACUCAACCGUGUUGGCCCAGUGCAUCAACUAUGAUCUCAUGCAGCAGCAUAGCCUUCGAGCUUAUACGGAGAUCGAGUACUGUGAUAGCAACACGUUGUUUUAUCCAAUAGAUAAACUAGACAUAGCAUUUGUGGUCGUGUUUGCGAGCAUACUGACAAUCAUAGGAUGUUCGAGUCUCUACGAUCACCAUUGUGAUCGCAAACUGAGCCACUACAAAACGGAACUUCCAAGCAAAAAUUCGAUGAUAUUUGUUUCUUUCUCGUUGGUUCGUAACUGGUACCACCUGGUUUCGAAAAGUGACGAUGACUUUAGCCACAGUAUGCGCCACAUAAAUGCGUUACGAUUUCUCAUUUUCGGAAUAAUCAAUAUGGGCCACAACAUGCUUUAUGCGCAACCAAGCGUUGCGAUGGCACUAGAACGAAAAUACCAUGAAGUAAUGUCAAUGAUUAUCGUGAGUGGCUCACCGAUAGUCACCACGUUCUUCGUUAUCGGAGCACUGAUGCUGUUCCUGUCGGUGAUACCGAAAUUUGAAAAACGCGGCACUACACUCGGUAUCUAUGAUAUACUGCUCAUAGUCUUAAAUCGUUACAUUCGGUUGACACCUACCUAUGCAUUCCUAAUGUUUUUCGAGGCCACGUGGCUUCCACGGUACUUGGGUGGCCCUCUCUGGCGCAAAGGAUUCGAAUCGUCUCGUACCUACUGCCGCAAGAAUUGGUGGGCUAAUCUGCUCUACAUUAACAAUUACUACGCGACCGACGAACCAUGCAUGCAACACUCCUGGUACUUGGCAGCGGACUUUCACUUGUUCAUCUACGGAUUGAUUGUGUGUGCUAUUGUUCUAAGAUUCCCCAAACUACGGUACUACAUAGUCUCGUUUCUCUUGCUGAUAUGUUCGAACGUUGCGGCCUCCAUAAUAUACCUGAAGGAGUAUGAAGUUGUGACGGUUUUACCUCCAGAACCUCUUCGAUUCCUCUUCUGGUACUGGGAUAGAUACCAUGAAUCGUACUUGCCCACACAGAUGUAUCUUGUCAAUUACACCACGGCCAUUUUGGGCUCAUUCUACAUUUUGCAUCUGAAGAAAAGAAACUUUACACCAUCUACGCUAUUUUCGGUGUUCUGGGUGCUGGGAGUCUUCGCCAUACCGGGUACCUUUAUCGCCGGGUACUUUAUCUUCAACAACGAGUUCGAGACGCCUUCGAUUUGGAUGUCGAUCAUGUUUCCCGUCGUUCGCAUCGUUUUUACGGGCCUUUUGGUGCUCCUCAUUAUUGGGCUCACUUUUCGUGCGAUCGAAUUAAUCAUUCGUCUGGUGAACAUGCACAUCUUCAGCGUCCUGGGUCGACUCUCUUACUGUGCGUACUUGUGUCACUUCUUCAUCAUUCGUGCCUAUUGGUUCAACACCGGGCGAUACACACAUUUUUACAUCGUCGAAAUGACUGCUGCAUGUUUAGGUACAUUGUUUUUGUCCUAUGUGUUUGCUGCAUUCCUCUGUCUAGUAGUGGAAUCACCAUUCCGGGCACUACGCAAAACCCUGGCCACAGAUUCCCCGGCGAAGCUUCAGACGUCUGCUAACGAUACAGUGAAGGUUCCCAUCGAAAAGGAACCUCACGGAACUGUACUGUAA